Molecule: messenger RNA, 1897 nt
Organism: Phacochoerus africanus (Common warthog)
Lineage: Eukaryota; Metazoa; Chordata; Mammalia; Artiodactyla; Suidae
Gene: SPACDR
Product: sperm acrosome developmental regulator
Exons: 3
Coding region: 1054-1668 (204 amino acids)
Source: RefSeq, a predicted model, not a curated record
GGAGAUGCGGGAGGAAAAGGGAGCCAAUGGCCUGGGUCCUGGGAAGGGGCAGGCGAGGCGAGGCGGAGGGAGGAGGGGGGCGUCGGCCCACGUGCUGGUGGGGGACAGGGAAACAAUGAGGCCUUUGGUGAUUGUGCGGGAUCCACCCCCAGCUUCCCAGCGUGUCCCCUCUGCGGGCUGGAUCCGGGUGGCUGCUCGGGGGCGGGGCGGGGGGCCCUGAAUGGGCCCCUUGUCUCCACGCUGGGUGUGGGCCAGGCUCCCCGGGCACACGGUGCCCUCGCCAGGGCUGGCCGGCCUCCGUGGCCUCCACCCCCAGCUGGCUGAGGAUGAAGCCUAGUGGGUGAGCAGCCCCUCCCUGGCAGCCUCGGCUCGGUCCCAGAUGGAAGGGCAGGUAGGGAGAGGGACCCCAUCUAGUGGGGAAGGAGGGAAAGCAGCAGCCUCCACGUGAGGAGAACCCAGGUCCUACUAGACGGGACCUUUGGAGAGCGGGACACCGGAGGCCUACUGAGUUUGGACUCCCUGCCCUGUGCAGAUUUACGACUUGGGCAGGCUCUUUGGUUUUUCUGAAUCUCAGUUUCCUCCUGGGUGAAAAGGCCCUAGUGGCAAUAACCUACACGAAGGGCAAAUGCGAGGAUUACAUGACGUCAUCCAAGGGAAGAGUCCAGGGAGUUCCAGGUGCCCGCUCAGUGUUAGUUUCCGUCCAGGGGGAGCAGGGCUGAGGGUGCAGGGAUUGGCUCCGGGGGUCCUGGAAGGGCCUCGGGGGUUGGGGUCAGGGCCGGCAGGCGCUCACAAUGGGCUAGAACUCUCCCUCCCUCUGGGUUCUCAUCCACUUUGACUCCUCUCCCUGUCCCAGGGAGGGGAGGAAGGGCCGAGGAUGAGUCAUUGGGGGGAUCUUUCCUCCUGGAUUCUCUAUUUCUUUCUUCCCUGUUGCGCGUGAAGCUCCCGAGAGACCCCUUAGGUGGCGGCCACUGGCCCGCAGCCUGUUCCCCUCCCCCUCCCCCCUGAACUAAAUGCUGGUUCUGCCCCCUACUUGGGGCUUGUGUGUCGGGAGAAAUGGCUGCGGUUGUGAGGUUCUUCCGAUGGAUUUGGAGCAAGAUUAGUCGCUGGGUUUUCUUCUGGAGACACCAAGCGAAGUCAGCCGUCGGGGAACACAGCGACUCCAAGAAAAAUGCAUCGAAGGUGGAGAAGAUACCCAAAGUGGUUGAGACUCUCAAGUUGGUCGAGGCCUCCAAAGAGGCUAAGGUCUCCAAAGUGGAUGUGUCCUCCAAGGUGGCUGAUCCCUGCGUGGUGGCCAAGACCACCACAGACCGGGCCGCGAAGGAGGCGGGCCAGGGGAGGCGAUCGCUGUUGCAGCUGCCCCGGACUGCUGUCAAGUCUGUCUCCACGCUCAUGGUCUCAGCCCUACAGUCUGGCUGGCAGAUGUGCAGCUGGAAGUCAUCUGUGAGUUCUACCUCAGUUGCCUCCCAAAUGAAGACUCGUUCCCCUUUGGAGUCUCGAGAGGCUGAGAUGCUUCGGGAAGUGUACCUGGUGCUGUGGGCCAUUCGGAAACAACUGCGGCAGCUGGCCCGCAGGCAGGAGAGGCGGCGUCGGCGCCACAUCCGGGCCCACACCUGCCCCCAAACUGACCCAGUUCAGAGCCUGAAACAGGAUGCCCGGAGUCCCCUCUAGGGUGGGAACCCCACAUCCUCAGCCCUCACCUCACUCUUAGGUAAGGUUGAUAGGAGAGGUUGGGGCAGCAGGCCACGAGUUGUGAGUGAGGAGAAGUUUUCAUACUUUCACCUCUUAUCAGGACCCCAAGGCCUGGCCUGGGGUCACACAUAUUCCCCUUCAUUCCUUUUAUCCAAUUUGUAAAAAAUUAUCAAACUGUUGGGAAAUAAAUAUCAGAUAUUUCUGAGUA